This is a messenger RNA of Rhagoletis zephyria (snowberry fruit fly), 918 nucleotides long. Its product is annotated as PDZ and LIM domain protein Zasp-like. Lineage: Eukaryota; Metazoa; Arthropoda; Insecta; Diptera; Tephritidae. The record is from RefSeq and is a predicted model, not a curated record. Gene Ontology annotation, molecular function: protein binding.
GUCAAUGAGGGCAGCAUUGCUGAGGAGGCUGGCUUGCGUGAAGGUGACGUCAUUGUGCGAAUUAACGAUACCGCCACUUCGCCGCUCUCGCAUGACGAAGCAGACAAAGUUAUUAGGCAAUGUGGAAAUGUAUUUUUCAUCGGUGUAAAACGUGAGGGAGAGGAAGAACUGGUGCCGAAGAUUUUCCCCGUUUUGGGGGUUGACGAACGUCCUACUACACCGCAAGCUUUCCUUGAUAUAAGUGGACGUAAAAGUCCUAUUCCACGUCAGUUAGCAGUUGAGGAGCCAGAUGCUCAGACGGAGUACUUACCCGAACUAGCGGAACGUCCAUCAUCGGUGCUUUCCGAGCAAACUGAAAUCAAGUUGGUUGAAGAAGAGAUUGCUGCCGUGCUUUCUGGCGAAUCGGAGGUGCUUCAGGAUCAUAACGUUUUGGGCGUAAAUUUCUACAGAAUAUUCCCCAAGCCGGGCGUUUGUAUGGCUAGUGAUGUGCUGCGUACACUAAAUGAGAGCGCUACGAAAACCAAAGCGGAAAAGGAUAAGGAGAAUAAAAAGUGGUCAACUUUUUUGGUGAAGCCAGAUCGACCCAUACCGAAGAGCAAGGAACAGAUCGAGGCUGAGCGUAGAGCGGCAAAUGCGUACAAAGUGAAGAUUGUCAAGUCGGCACCAAGAUCACGUUCGCCAUCGCCAAUGCCACAGCCACCGCCACCAGAAACACCAAUAGAAACAAAACUGCCAGUUGAAGAAAAACAACCGUCUCCGCCAAAGGUAGAAGAAGUUGAGGAGCCACCACCAAAGGACAGCGAAUUACCGAAUUUAGAAGAAGUUAAAAUUUUAGUGGAGCCACCUGCUGAGGAGAACGAGAACGUACAAGUAUCGCUAGAAAAGGAGCAAAAACUAGUAGAAGAAAAUGUGGAGAAA